Molecule: messenger RNA, 306 nt
Organism: Lathyrus sativus (Indian pea)
Lineage: Eukaryota; Viridiplantae; Streptophyta; Magnoliopsida; Fabales; Fabaceae
Source: the annotation of a GenBank genome assembly
AUGGCUUUCUCCAAGCUUCUAGCUGCUUCUUUUCUUGCAUCACUUCUCUUUCUUCAUCUUGUUGAUGCGGCAGAUCAAUCGGAACAUACAGAAACUGAAGGCUCUCUUUUUCGGAAGAAAAUAGAUUGUAAUGGAUCAUGCGUUGCAAGGUGCCGUUUAUCAUCUCGACCAAGAUUAUGUAAAAGAGCAUGUGGGACUUGUUGCAGAAGAUGUAACUGCGUGCCACCUGGUACUGCUGGAAACCAAGAAAAGUGUCCCUGUUAUGCCAGCUUGACUACUCAUGGUGGCAAACGCAAGUGCCCUUAG